AUGGACCACCUCCCUGCUAAUGAACAUCCCAGCGCUCCGCCCGUGUCAAUCGACCAGACUGUAUCCGACUUCGACGGGGUGACCUUUCAUAUAUCAACACCAGAAACGAAAACAAAGAUUCUUGUCUCGAUUCAGAUCAAGUGCUAUAGGGACCUUGUGAAGUAUGGUGCUGAGCAGGUGCUGCGGCGCGAGUACGGUGAAUAUGUCGUGCCAGCCGAACCCGGUUACGACUUCUCUGUUCUAGUCGACCUAGAGAAUCUGCCGGCAGAUAAAGAGGCACGCGAUGACCUUGUCAUGAAGAUCGCUCUCCUCAAGCGCAACGCUAUGGCCGCACCGUUCGAGGCUGCUUACGAGGAACACUACAAGUUGAAGGAGGCUGCGUCAAAGUAUACAUCCGAAGAGGCACCACAAGGCGUUCGGGAAGGCGGAGAGGUCAUGGCGAUUCAUUACCGAGAGGAGGAAGCUAUAUACGUGAAAGCGAGCCACGACCGUGUGACAGUCAUCUUCAGCACCAUCUUCAGGGAAGAAACGGAUCGCGUGUUCGGCAAGGUGUUCAUCCAAGAAUUUGUUGAUGCUCGAAGACGGGCAAUUCAGAAUGCACCUCAAGUUCUUUUCCGAAAUGACCCGCCGUUGGAACUUCAGGGUGUCCCCGGAGUUCAAAAUACAGGCACUGGAGAGAUCGGUUAUAUCACCUUUGUUCUAUUUCCUCGACACCUCACCCCUCAGCGGAUGCCAGACGUCAUCUCGCACAUUCAGACUUUCCGCGACUACUUCCAAUAUCACAUCAAAGCAUCUAAGGCCUACAUCCACACAAGGAUGAGACGGCGCACGGCGGACUUCCUGCAAGUCCUCCGAAGAGCGAGGCCUGACAACGAAGAGAAGGAGCAUUGGGAGCACUUCAAGGAGCCGCGCAAUUGGAUUCCCACGUUACUCGUGACAGCAACGGCGCUUGCAUCACUGCAUGUUUACCGGUCGUACUUGCGCCGCAUCCCGGGUGUGGACCACAUACAGCCGAGCUUCUUCAGAAAGAGGAGCUUGUUCGGACGGGUCACGAGUGUCGGCGAUGGAGACAACUUUCACCUAUUCCAUACCCCUGGUGGAAGACUUGCAGGCUGGGGAUGGUUAAGAGCCAUACCCAAGGAGCGAAAAGAACUCAAGGGCCGGACUAUUUCAGUUCGUAUAGCCGGAAUUGAUGCACCGGAAGGAGCACACUUUGGGCGUCCAGCACAGCCUUACGCCGCCGAGGCUCUCUCGUGGUUAUCCGGAAGCAUCCUACAUCGACCCAUCAGGGCCUACAUCUACAGACGCGACCAGUAUGAACGCGUUGUCGCCACCGUCUAUAUCCGCCGCUUCCUCUUUUUCCGGAAAGACAUUGGCCUAGAGAUGCUGCGUCGGGGUCUGGCUACUACAUAUGAGGCAAAAACUGGCGCGGAGUUUGGUGGAGCCAAGAUGGAGAAGAAAUAUAAAGCCGCAGAGGCAGAGGCUAAGAGCAAGGGAAAGGGUCUUUGGAGCGCUCUAGGAGGGAAAUCAAAGGGGUGGUUUGGACUAGGAAAGGGACCAGAUGAGCCCUUCGAGACACCCCGCGAGUACAAGUCAAGAAUGAAUUCUCAGCCGAAACCCGAGAAAGGAGAUCAAAAUAGGACAUAA
Molecule: messenger RNA, 1647 nt
Organism: Phaeoacremonium minimum UCRPA7
Lineage: Eukaryota; Fungi; Ascomycota; Sordariomycetes; Togniniales; Togniniaceae
Product: putative arp2 3 complex 34 kda subunit protein
Exons: 7
Coding region: 1-1647 (548 amino acids)
Biological process (GO): actin filament polymerization; Arp2/3 complex-mediated actin nucleation
Cellular component (GO): Arp2/3 protein complex; actin cytoskeleton
Molecular function (GO): structural constituent of cytoskeleton; actin filament binding
Source: RefSeq, a predicted model, not a curated record